Messenger RNA from Funneliformis mosseae, 450 nucleotides. The record is from the annotation of a GenBank genome assembly. Lineage: Eukaryota; Fungi; Glomeromycota; Glomeromycetes; Glomerales; Glomeraceae.
AUGUCGAAGUGGUCAACCGUCUUUGUUGUCAAGCUUCAGUACGAAAUUCUUCGAAAAAGAAUUCGAAAAUAUUUCCCGGUAAUAGUAGCUGGAGAAACUUUAAAAACGAUAAUGAAGCAAAGCUUCAUUAAAACGUGCAUGCAUGGAAAUGUAUGGAAUAUUUCUGAAGGAUGUGAUAACGAGAAAUUCUUUUGGAAAAACAACUUAGUUUCAAUCGCGAACAAUGAUGGAGAACCUAUUGGUACUCCAAGGAUUCAACGAGAACAUAAAAAUACAGGAUUGGAAACUUUUGAUGCAGGGUGUAUCUGGAUUGAUGCUCAAACGAACAUCAAAUUAGGAUAUAUACUAAAUAUGGAGUUGACAUCCAAUGAAACAAUCUUGAAAAUUCAAGACUACUAUGCUUGCAGAGAGAUGAACAAGAAUGGGGGAAUUGGACUUUGGGCAAGAUAG